Menidia menidia (Atlantic silverside) is the source of this 3560-nucleotide messenger RNA. Lineage: Eukaryota; Metazoa; Chordata; Actinopteri; Atheriniformes; Atherinopsidae. The record is from the annotation of a GenBank genome assembly.
AUGCAUGUCAUGCUGCUCUCGUCCUGUGUCCUGGUCUGGCUCAUGCCCGGUCCAGGAUUUCCAGCUCCUACAUCUGCUCCGGAGGAAAAGAGCUCUCCUUCACCAGAACCACAGGUUGACUUGGAUCUGGCCACAGACUACCUGCGGCGGUAUUACAACCUGCAAAGAGAUCACAUGAAACAGAACAGGCUCUCCUUCAUCUCCAAAGUGAAAGACAUGCAGAGUUUCUUUGGGCUCAAUGCUACAGGCCUUCUAGACUCUGAGACCCUGAAGCUGAUGAGGAGCCCCCGGUGUGGCGUUCCCGAUGUGGAAGAAUCCAGUCGCAUCCAAGGGACACGCUGGGCUAAGAGCGUCAUCACAUACAGCGUCAGCAGAUACACCAGAGAUUUGCCUCGCAGUGUGGUGGACUCUUCCAUUGAGUCAGCUGUGGGUGUGUGGGCGGGGGUCAGUGGCCUGACGUUUGUCAGGUCUAACACCCGUACUGCAGACAUCACGGUGGACUUUGUGACCCACGCCCACGGUGACUUGUAUCCAUUCGAUGGCCCCGGGGGUGCUCUGGCCCAUGCCUUUGGUCCAGGCCUGGGCGCUGGAGGUGACAUGCACUUUGAUGACGAUGAGCACUGGACAGCAGGAGAAACAGGUUCCAAUCUAUUUGUGGUGGCAGCUCAUGAGUUUGGUCACGCGUUGGGCCUCAAACACUCCAGAAACCCAGAGUCUAUAAUGUAUCCUAACUACAGAAGCUCCCCUCCUGCCAACCUGCUGUCCACACAGGAUGUGGCCGAUGUCAACGCACUUUACAGUCCUCUCAGUGGUCAUUCAGAUUAUGCGUUGAGGAGCACAAAACACAACCCCUGGCUGCCCAACCAACUGUCCCACAGACUCCUGCCGGACAAAUGUGGACCCGACAUGACCUUUGAUGCAAUUACAACUCUUGGGGACUCAACCGUCUUUUUCAGAGACAGAUAUCUUUGGAUUAAGCACAAUGUGCAGUCUGACAUCAAAGAAGGUCCCAUCACCAACUUUAUGCCCAAGAUUGAAACGCGUGUGGAUGCUGCUUUCUGGGUACCCCGGAGAUCCACCGCCUACCUCAUUCAUGAAUCCAUGUUCUGGACAGUGAAAGGCUCCCUUGUGAAGGGAAAACCUCGAGCUCUCACCCACUUCGGAUUUCCAGCUUGGGUUCAAGAUGUUGAUGCAGCUGUGCACAUCGUCAAAACAGGGCGCACCCUCUUCUUUAUGCAUGAUAUUUACUGGAGCUACAAUGAAAACCGAAAGGUAAUGGAUUCUGGUUACCCGAAGUACAUCAUCGAAAGAUUUCCCGGAGUAAACUCCACAAUAGAUGCUGCUUUCCACAAAGAGAAUUUCAUCUACUUCUUUUUGGGACCGCAAGUCUACAAAUUCGACCUUACCCGCAAACUUGUUGAUUAUCUCCAGAGGUUCCAUAGUCUGAAACUCAUAGACAGAAACUCCAGAGGUUUGGGAAGAAGGACCAGGUCUGUGCCAGCCACGGAGGAGAAACUCAGAGAGAUACAGAACUUUGGUCUGAAAGAAUCAGAAAGCUUGGCGGAUUUCAUGAGAGAACCCAGAUGUGGGGUCCCGGAUGUGGAAAAUUUCAGUUUUUACCCCCUUAAGCCUAAAUGGAAGAACCACACCAUCACAUACAAGAUUGCAAAAUAUACCCCUGACAUGAGGAGAGAGGAUGUGGAGAGCUCCUUACAUGCUGCCCUGAAGAUGUGGAGCGACGCAGCACCACUGAGCUUCAUCAGAGUCAACCAGGGCAAAGCCGACAUAGUCUUCACCUUCGCCCGAGGAAUGCACGGGGAUUUCUUUCCCUUCGAUGGACCCCAGGGUGUGCUGGCUCACGCCUUUCAGCCAGGAGAGGGGUUGGGUGGAGACGUGCACUUUGAUGAGGAUGAGACGUGGACGGCAGGAAGGCAAGGUUACAGCCUAUUCGCUGUUGCGGCUCAUGAGCUUGGUCACUCCUUGGGCUUGACCCACUCAAAAGACCCCUCUGCUAUCAUGUACCCCACUUACAAGUAUCGCAGCAGCGCACCGUACGCUCUGGCCACAGACGAUGUGCUGGGAAUCCAAAUGCUCUAUGGAAAACCCAAAGACAAGCUAGGAACCCUGCCAACUGCUCCAAAAAAAUGCCACCCCCACUUUUCUUUCGACGCAGCUGCACUGAUCCAAAACGAGAUCACGUUCUUUAAAAACAGACGCAUGUGGCUGAGAACAACAAAGUCGUCUUAUUGGAAUCGUCUGAGGGAGGCCCCCAUCAGCGCAUAUCUACCCAGCGUAAAUUCUCCUGUCGAUGCUGCUUACGACAUCCCCGCCAAAGGCAUGGCGUACAUAUUCAGUGGUCCUAAGUACUGGGUGGUUCAGCGGCUCAGGACAAGGAGUCGUUCCGACUCCAUCUACGAAUAUGGGUUCCCCUCCUCCGUCAGGCAGAUUGACGCCGCGGUGCACGUCCACGAACACGGGAAAACUAUGUUCUUCGUAGGAGAGGUUUACUACAGGUAUGAUGAGAACAACAAACAGAUGGACCCUGGCUUCCCUAGACUUAUCCAAACUGACUGGCGAGGACUCCCACGACGGAUUGAUGCUGCAUUUAAGUUACAUGGAAGCAUAUUUCUUCUCAGUGGGUCAAAAUCCUAUCAAUUUGACUUCAGAAAAAAGCAGGUGGUGAAAGUAAUUCCUGGAAACUCUUGGCUGGGAUGCUGACUUACGCAUGAAACAUCCCUUUUAUGCGUUUUAAGAUCAAAUACUUCAUACAUACAUUGUGCAUAUAAUGAUGAAUGAUUAAAUGGUUGUUUGUUUAAUGUACAACACACAUGGAUGAAGAUGCAUGGUCUGAGCUGCAUGAUGUCAAUGCUGAAUGUUUUAUUUAUUUAUUCAGUUGAUAUGCUGAAUUCAAGUGUGUUUAUUCACUGGCUAUUGUUAUUGCACAUGUCAGUAAGAACACUGGCAAACUUUAAGACUGCACAUCUAGUUGACAACGUCUCAAUGUGGAACAGCUCCUUGGCGAAGGCUGCUCAAAACCCUGUCGUUGGUGGAAGGUUACACCACAGACUGUCACUUUAACAGCAUUAAGUCUGAGCCCCACCCAACUCAGAAUUGUUCAGAUGGUUUUCUUUUCUUUGAAAUAAGUAGUGGUUUGUUCGGGUAAGGCAUGAAUAUGUGUUUUGGGUAACCGAUUAAAAAAACUCAAGUAAAUAUGUACACACAUAUACAAAUAUAGUAAACUAUUUACAAGCCGAUGUCCCGCUGUCUGAAUACUUUCCUCUAAAGAAAAAAAAAAACAGACCCUCACAACAACAGGACAUACAUACCUAUCACACUUAUGAGUCUCUUGUUGGACUGGGUUCGAACCGGUAAAUGAACAGACUCCAUCUUAUUAUCGAACUCAAUUAGAUAAACUGUGCUAAAAGAUUUGGGCUGUUUUAAUAUUUCCUACAAUGAACAGAUGGAAAAACAUAAUGAACAUGUUCAGGAAAAAAAUAAAUGACUGUAUUGAGGAAAAUAAAGUCAACAGCAUGUUGUUUAAAAUAUCUUAUUAAAGAUGU